UGCAGUGCACUGGACUGUACAGAGCAGGGUACCAUCCAGGCUGUUGUCUGUGAGGGGUGGGGUCCGGCUACACUGAUACCACCAACCAUAAGCUCACAGAGGGACACAGAGAGGCAGAAAAAGACAGGGGAAAAGAGAGAGAAGAAGGGGGGAAGACUGCACCUGAAGAGGAAUAUAAUACGGGAUGAAAGGAGACACCCCAGUGAACAGCACCAUGAGUGUCGGCCAAGCCAGGAAGCUGGUGGAGCAACUGAAGAUUGAGGCCAGUUUCUGCAGGAUAAAGGUAUCAAAGGCAGCGGCCGACCUGAUGGCGUACUGCGACGCACACGCCUGCGACGACCCCCUGAUCACCCCCGUGCCCACCUCAGAGAACCCUUUCAGGGAGAAGAAAUUCUUCUGCGCUUUGCUUUGAGACAAAUCAGGGAUUGUUGUGAUUAAAAGUACAACUGUACAGUGUGUACAUGUAUGUACAUUGUGUACAAGUACUUCAAAUCUGAAUAAGACAUUAAUGUACUAUAGUAACGUUGCAUAAAAGCUGCCGAUGUACAGUACAUAAUCAACUACAAAAUGUCUUGAACUAAAUUCCUUUACUGCUAACAUCCGUCUCAAUGUUAGAGGAGGACGAACAAGAAUAAUUUAACAUUUAAUCUAUAAAGUUAGAAAUAUCACAAAGUUGCUAAAAGUCUCAAGGGGAAAAAAAAAAACUGCUUUCAUCUGACUGAAAACACAUGCAUCUCAUGCUCAAAUAGAUUACAAGUAACUGCCAGUGGGGACAACGCAAUGAUCACCGAGCAUCUUAUUCCUCCACCAGUCACAGGGAACAGAUUCAUAUUCAAACUUUUAAUCGGGAUGCUAAAUUACCACAUUAGGUCUUUGAAUUACAGAGGUGCUACAUUUCUCAGCACCACUGAGAAGACAGGCCUGCGCCCCGUAAUCAAGUAGGAUUUUUUUUUCCAUUCAGUACCUACUUGUAGACGGGGGUCGUAACACGCGUGCUCCACUUGCAGGAGCGGCAUUUAUUUUGUAGUGAAUUUAAGUUCAAACUCUUAUGCAUUGCUGACAUUCAUCAUUCACUGGUUUGCCCUAUUUUGGCAGUUACUUGUACCCACCAAGGAAAACAGCUGUUUUCGAGUGGAUACGUGCAAUUGUUUUCUUUUGGGGAUUUUAUUAAGAUUUUAGCAUUUUUGCUCAUUUCUAUACUAUAGCCGUAGUGUGGAUGUGGAAGUGUGUGUGUGUAUACGCAUAGGUGCAACUGUGAAACUUAACAAUUCUGUGCAUCGGAUCAAUGUCAAUUUGAGAUUUUAUAGAUCAAUAGCACACACACACACACACACAGACACACACAAAAACACAUUCCAGGAGUUAUGGACACUCAACAUGUAAUCUAAGCCAUUGAAGCAAAAUCAGCUAAUCAGUUAUUCUGAGUCUGUCACAUGAACAAUUUUCUAUUUCUUUAAGGCAAAAAACUAAAUGAAGUGGUUAUAAUGUACUUUUACAGACAGGCCUACAUCACUGUCAUUUUAACUGAUCAGAUCUGAGAGGAUCUCCAACGCAGGGGGUUCUUUAAUGAUUUCCAGAAAAACCAAGGAUCAGCCGGUGUCACUUUCUCUAUAUAAAGUACAGUCAACUGUUUAGUUUCAAUACGAGUCUCAUAAAAGGAAACAGAAAGCUGUUCUUCUUCUGGUGUCCGUGGCCUGGAACUUUUGGGAAACCCCCUCCUUUGGAGCAUUUCAAAAGUAACCAAUGCAUUUUCAUCAUCUUGCAAAUAUCAAAUCUGAAGCUUUGGUGGAAAAAGCUAACCAUGGAAUAAUGAAGCAUUGAAAUAAAGCCUCCUGUCAUCAAA
Molecule: messenger RNA, 1843 nt
Organism: Archocentrus centrarchus (flier cichlid)
Lineage: Eukaryota; Metazoa; Chordata; Actinopteri; Cichliformes; Cichlidae
Gene: gng3
Product: guanine nucleotide binding protein (G protein), gamma 3
Exons: 3
Coding region: 185-412 (75 amino acids)
Biological process (GO): G protein-coupled receptor signaling pathway
Cellular component (GO): heterotrimeric G-protein complex
Molecular function (GO): G-protein beta-subunit binding
Source: RefSeq, a predicted model, not a curated record